Messenger RNA from Castor canadensis (American beaver), 2754 nucleotides. NCBI's taxonomy places the organism in Eukaryota, Metazoa, Chordata, Mammalia, Rodentia, Castoridae. The record is from RefSeq and is a predicted model, not a curated record.
CUUUCCCCCAAUCCCCUCAGGCUCAGGCUGUGCCCGGGGCCGCCGGCGGGCACCUGAGGUGGCCUAGACGCCCUCCUGCCUGCGGCGCCUCCCGGCCGCCCCUCCCGCUCCUCCGCCCCCGCCUCCCCCCGUCCUCCGCCUCUCUUCCCCCUCCCCGCCCAGCAGCGGCCGCUUGGGCCCGGCUUUCGGUUAUAAGAUGGCGGCGCUGAGCGGCGGCGGCGGCGCGGAGCAGGGCCAGGUUCUGUUCAACGGGGACAUGGAGCCCGAGGCCGGCGCCGCGGCCUCUUCGGCUGCGGACCCUGCCAUUCCGGAGGAGGUGUGGAAUAUCAAGCAAAUGAUUAAGUUGACACAGGAACAUAUAGAGGCCCUAUUGGACAAAUUUGGUGGGGAGCAUAAUCCACCGUCAAUAUACCUAGAGGCCUAUGAAGAAUACACCAGCAAACUAGAUGCUCUCCAACAAAGAGAACAGCAGUUAUUGGAGUCCCUGGGGAAUGGAACUGACAUUUCUGUUUCUAGCUCUGCAUCAAUGGACACCGUUACAUCUUCUUCCUCUUCUAGCCUUUCAGUGCUGCCUUCAUCUCUUUCAGUCUUUCAAAAUCCUACAGAUGUAUCACGGAGCAACCCCAAGUCACCACAAAAACCUAUUGUUAGAGUCUUCCUGCCCAACAAACAGAGGACAGUGGUACCUGCAAGGUGUGGAGUUACAGUCCGAGACAGUUUAAAGAAAGCACUGAUGAUGAGAGGUCUUAUCCCAGAGUGCUGCGCUGUUUACAGAAUUCAGGAUGGAGAGAAGAAACCAAUUGGCUGGGACACUGAUAUUUCCUGGCUUACCGGGGAGGAGUUGCAUGUAGAAGUGUUGGAGAAUGUUCCACUUACAACACAUAACUUUGUACGGAAAACUUUUUUCACCUUAGCAUUUUGUGACUUUUGUCGAAAGCUGCUUUUCCAGGGUUUCCGCUGUCAGACAUGUGGUUAUAAAUUUCACCAACGUUGUAGUACAGAGGUUCCACUGAUGUGUGUUAAUUAUGACCAACUUGAUUCUUUGAACAUCAUCCAAUACCACAGGAGGAGGCCUCCUUAGCAGAGACUGCCCUUACAUCUGGAUCAUCCCCUUCUGCACCCCCCUCAGACUCUAUUGGGUAUGAUUUGACUCCUGCUGUUCAGUGACAUGCUGUUUGAACUGCCUUCCUUUGAAUCUCUUAGUUAAUUGUAAACCCUUCCAACCUGUAAAUUGUUAACUUAAGGACUUUUUUUCAAAUAUUGUAUCACAUCAUUCAGAUAUUUACAUGCAGUUAGUACAGAAAGUUUCAAGCUGUCUUAGACUGAGGACCAGUCCUGAUAAAAAGGCAGGCAACAGAUAAUAUUAUAAAUGAUUUCCAUUUAUAAAAGCAGCAUUAGCUGGAUGUGGUAGCAAACACCGAUAUAAUCCCAGCAUUUGAGAGACUUUGAAGGAUGAUGAAUUCAAGGCCAGGCUAGUCUACAGGAUAAGACACUUAACAAGAGAGAGGAGCAGUAUUAACAUAUGAGCCAGUGGCAAAUAAUUUAAAAUAGUAUAUAAUAAUAAUGUUCAAGUUAUGAUGGGGUAUAUUAAACUAUCUUAUAAGAAUGUGAACGUUUACAGAAGAGAAACUUGAGGCAGAAUGCUCAGGAAAACUUAAGAACAUGCAAUUUGAACCAGAGGUUAAUGGAUUACUAGUAUCUGAAUGAUCCUAGGGAAUAAAAGCAUGAUGAUAGGGGACAGAGAAGUAGCAUAAAUAAAAGGACUGAGGACAGCAGGUUUAGGAGCUAGUGAAGGAAGCUGAAGUAACUUGAGAAAUACUUGUAUGAGACCAGGUUAUGGAGAGCCUUGGAAGGUAGGCUGGUAUUUACCUGACACCAGAAGGAGGGAAAAUUACAAGUUUUCAAACAGAUUACUAACCUGAUGAAAAUGGUUUUAAAGAAAGAAUCGCUUAGCAGUGAAAUACAGUUAGAUUGAUAAAGGAAAGGGUAGGGUGAAGACGAAGAUUGGAACUGGAGUGGUAGCAGCACAGAGAAAUGAGGGAUAUCCAUAAAAUGCAAGAGAAAAAAUUAAUAGUAUUGCCAAGUUAGAAGAUAAAGCAAAGAAAUGAUUUUAAAAACAAUGCAAAACCAUCAUACAUUUAAGGUUCACAGUAGCAAAAAAGAGACAGUCAUGAUAAUUAUAAUUAAGAUAUUAGUUUGCCCUGGAACAUUUUUUAUGCAGAUCUUACUCUUUCCCUAUUGGAUUUAAGGCAGGAAUAGUUAUGCUGUGUCUUGGAAACAUAUAGGUUUUUUUUUUUAAGUUCCCAUAUAGCAUUGUGUUCUACAAUAUUUCAAAGAUACUUAGUUCAGAAAUAUUGUCAGUUUUUACCCUACUUCCUCCCACUCUUCACAAUAUGGUGCUAGUUCGUUCUACUUCAUCCUGGAGAGUUAAAAUAAGUUGACACUUCAAAUAGACCUGUAAUUUUUAUGAAGCCAGCAUUUCUGGAGGUCUUGAAGGUUAGGAAACUUAGCAAAAGAAUUUUAUAUUAAAGCAUGAGCAAGUGUAUUCAUCUCUUUGGAACAGGAGAAAAUAAAACCACUAGGUUCAUUUCUCAGGUUGUAACACUUACCUCCUCUGGUGGAGCCAUUUUAUUCCUCUUGGCUCUAUCAUUAGUUGUAUAUAGCUGUGUGGUUUUUUUUAGACAAUUAAAUCAAAAUAUUACUGGCUUAUUUAUUUAUUUGUAAUACUGAGGAUUGAACUCAGGGCUUCACCCU